CUUUAUGAAAUACGUCAAAGAUCUAAUGAUGUAAAAGAUGCUGGAAGUCAAUGUGAAGAAUUUAGUGGAUUUCCAGGAGACGGAGAAUUGGGUGCAACUGCUCUUGGACCGCCAACACAGGUGAGACCACGGAUCUGGUGAAAUAGCAUUUUUGUAAGCGCUCAAUCGGUACAACAAUUCAUUUACGGUAGAAAUUAAUAAGAUCUUUUGCCGGAGCAUUAGUUCGUUUCAAUUGAACGAGAAAAAGGAUCGUUUGUUAGCCAUUUUAAUCACUUCCAGUCAUUGACAUGAUUGUUCCAUUGAAGAUUGUCCGACACUGUAAGGCCUAAAAUGUUGGCAUUGAUGUACUACGUCAUUAGGCUCACUGUUGAUUAAUAUAGGGUCGAAUUGGUCUUUUCGUUGUUUAAAGUCUAUAACGAGUUCUUUACAUUUAUCAGGAUUAAGUUGUAACUUAUUCUUAGAUGUCAGAUGACCAACUUUCAAUUUCUUUGACAUCUUGUUCUAUUUGACUGGCACUACCCUGUGAGACUAUUUCGUCAAUAGUAAUGUCAUCAACGAACUUCCAUGUCGGUGAAUCUCUCACUUCUAAAUCGUUAAUUAUCCACAAAAAGAGCCUAGACUCCAAUUUAGUGCCUUGGGGCACACCUGCAUGAUGGAACGUGACCCCAUUCAGAGUAACAUUCUUUGAUAUCUUUAAUCUUUAAAAUUCUUUAAGCACGGUAGCCAUUCAGCAUGCUACGCUGAUUUUCAAUGGGCCGUGCACACUAUACAACAUAUAUUAACCUAAUUCUACAAUACAAAAUAGUGAAACCUACAUACUGGUCAGCUUCACCUAUAAUAUAUACUAAUACAUUAAACAACUAAUUAUUCUAAUUAUAGUAAAAAACUACUGAUAUUACUAAUUAACCCAAGGUUCUGUAGUGAUCGAUGAGCAUAGAUUUAGCAACAUUUAGUGUGAUAUUGUCGACGUUUUGUCUAAUGUUAUCCGGGAGAUUGUUCCAAGAUUUUGCCGCUCUGUAUGAGAAACUUUUUUUGAGAAAAUUUGUGUUAGGUUUAUCAAGGGAAAGUUGGCAAAAUUUACUUCUCAAGUUGUACGUUUCGUUUGAACAGAAAUUAAACAUUUCUGUGAGAUAAUUCGGAGAAUUAGCAGUGAGUGCUUUAAAAGUAACAAUAUUUUCACGAAUAGAUAAGCUUUUAUGGAUUGGCAUCCAAUCAAGUUUUCGAAAUAUUUCAUUGGACCGUACAUCGUAUGAAGCGCCGGUUAUCACACGUGCCGCUUUCUUUUGAAGUUUAGAUAGCUUUGUAAGUUUACUUUUGUAGCCAUCGUUCCAAACAGUGGAACAGUAAUAGAAAUUCGAAAUUACAAAUGCAUUAUACAUUUUAUUAAGGAUAUGUUCAGGCACAAACGAUUUAGCUCUCCUUAAUAAAGCAAUAUUGUUUGAAAUCUUUUUAUUUUGUUCGUCGAUAUGCUUGUUCCAUAUCUGUCUGUUAGAAAAUCUCUAACCCAACAAACCAUUCCAUAUGGUAUGUCUAGACUGCGAAGUUUUUGGAGAAGAAUACAGUGGUCAAUUAAGUCAAAAGCUUUAGUAUAAUUUUCAUCAGUGCAGAAGUAGCAUCCGUAGCUUUUGCCCAUUCAUGAAUCAUGGAGACCAGAGCUUGAGUGGUUGAGGAUUUAGGAACAGCAUCAAAUUUGUUAGGAUCUAUUACUUUUAAUUUUGCGUAUCUCGACACAACAAAUUGCUCAGCUUGUAACCGGUUUGAGUUUAGGUAUAGGGGUGACGUUUGCAUACUUCCAGGACUCAAAUUCUUGAGAAUAUGAACACAGUUGUUGUUACUGGCCGGGGCAGUUUUUCUGGACCUGUCAAAGGCUUUUUGAUACCGUGAACCAUCCUAUACAUUUUUAAAAGUUAUCUAAGGCUGGGUUUAUUGGUGCUGCUGUAACAUGGUUCAGAUCAUACCUACUGUAUCUCAGAGAACGCAGGUCGCAAGAGUGAAUAAUGCUAUCUCCUCUGCAAAGUCUGUCUCAGUUGGAGUACCACAAAGGAGUGUUCUUGGACCAUUCCUAUUUCUAAUUUACGUAAAUGACUUGCCUUUUUAUAUCAAGAUCUGUCGAGUGAUCAUCAGGGUUCGUACAAAACUUGAAAGUCCUUGAAUGUCCUUGAAUUUGAAAACAAAAAUUCAAGGCCUUGAAUGUCCUUGAGUUUGUAAAGAAGUACUUGAAUGUCCUUGAAUUCUUCUUGCUUUAGUUUUUGGAUAUUUUCUGAAAUUGUUUGACAUUCAAGACGGACAUUUUGUUGAACUGAUUUUGCAUGUUCAUAUCUGACCUCAUUAUAAAGUUACGUUUUGAACAAUUCAACGUCAGAUUUUGCUGAUUUCUAACACCUUCUUCAGUAUUUAGUCCUUGAAUUUGUUGAUACAUGGCCUUGAAUUUCCUUGAAAAGUCCUUGAAUUUAACUCUUCCUGACCUGUACGAACCCUGGGCCUUGUAUGCAGACGACACGGACCACGGUCCUUUAUUUCUCUUCCUCUACUUUGAGGGAGCUUGAAGACAAUUUAAACACUGAUCUCGAUAUUCUUUGCAAAUACUUCAAUGACAAUCUUUUAACUUUGAACGUAGAGAAAUGCAAAUGUGAAAUCUUUGGUAAUCCAAGCAGAGAAUCCUUUAAAUACCUUGGCAUUAAACUCAGUUAAAAUAUGCCUUGGUCGGACCACAUAGAUGCUCUUAGCAAAAAGUCAGCCGGAGACUUGGAGUUUUGCGUCGUGUUAAACAUUUGUUACCUCUUCCUGGUCAUUUGACUCUGUAUAUAACAGUCUUAUUUGACCGUUAUUUGAUUAUGCAGACAUUGUGUGGGGGGACAGCUACUACAAAACAAUGCAGCAAGAACUACUGUACACUUGAUUUGCCCAAAUAUUUUUCUGGUACCCAGGCCCUUGCGCAGUUAAAUUACAUCUUCCACGAACGCAUACCAACUGGGGAAAACAACGGUUUGUCUACUAUGCGCUCAACGAUUGAAACAAUCUUAACUUAGAACAAAGACAAUCCAGCAAUCUGUCUUCUUUUAAAAAUUCUAUUAGACCAUAGUUCGUUUUAUAUUUGUAUUUUAGCAAUUUCUGGACUUCUUAAGGACAUGCAAUCUAGUGAAUUGACGACUUUUAAAAACUUUUUUAAACUUUAUCUCAUUUUUAUAUAAUCUUGAUAUUUAAUAUUCUCUAUAUGCUUGUGCGGUAUAUAUUGUGUGGUGUGGUGAUUUUAGCUGUUAUCGUAGGACUUCCCUGAGAAACCACCUUGCUGUGAGAAUGCUGACAUGAUCAGUCAAUCACUACAGUGUGAACUUGAAAGCACUUCUGCACUGCACUUUAGUUGAAACUGUGUAUUUGGGUAGAUGGAUAAUGCAAGUGCAUAUAUUGGAUAUACACACUUCUUAUACCUAACCAGGAACGGUUGCGAAAAAUGCAACACUGAAGGUCCCCUCAUACAUAUACUGUAUAUAUGUGGCAUAUACUGUAUCGUCGCUUGGAUUAUCCAUCUAUACCUCAAUAAUCAGUCGUCUGCUACUUGUAAUAUUCAAAUCAAAUAUAUUUCACUAUUUUUAUAAAUAAUUAAUAAAUAUUUAUACAAAUGAUGGAAAACUACACAAAGCUAUUAUCAGAUUAUAUUUAUUUAGUUUCAUUAGCAGGAUGAGCUGGAAUUUAUUUCUUGUUUUUGUUAAUAUAUUGAGGAAAUAUGGAAGGGGAUGUAUAGAAACUCGAGAGAGUUUGUAUAAUUACCAAAUCUCCUUUUCCAGCAGAGUAAGAAAGCAAGCUAUUGGCCAUUGGUGUGACAGGGUUUGUACAAAACUUGAAAACCCUUGAAAGUCCUUGACUUUGGAAACAAAAGUUCAAGUCCUUGAGUUUAUAAAGAAGUGCUUGAAAGUCCUUAAAUUGUUCUUGCUUUAGUGGAUAUUUUCUGAAAUUAUUUGGCAUUAAGAAUUGGAAAUUUUGUAAAUUGAUUUUGUUCAUGCCUUACAAAUGCCAAAGCUGUUUGAAAUUCAUUAAAGUAAAACAUUUUAACGUCACUUUUUACUGAUUUCUAACGCUUUUUUUUACAGCCUUUGUCCUUAAAUUUCCUGAUAUAUGGCCUUGAAAGUCCUUGAAAAUCUUUGAAUUUAACUCUUCCUGACCCGUACGAACCCUGAUGUGAUAAAUGGACUAACAAUAUAUACAAUAAUAUUGUAUUGGUAUAAUAACGUGUAUAUAUAUUAAUUAUUUAUUCAUUCCAUUAUAAACAAUCUGGAAAGAUUGGAGUGAUGUAUAUAAUGCGGCAUUAGUAGGGUGGACACUCGAAUGACUAGUUAGACCCUCUUCUUUUAACUGCUGCCCUACAUUUUUCGUUUCGAGGUUCUUUUUAACUUAGUUGUUUUUCUUUAUCGAACACAUGCAGGUUAAUCUAGAGUUAUUGGUGAAUGACCGUGCACAGAAAAAUGUGCGGGUAUUAAUUCAGUCGAUUGAAGAGAAAGAUAUGGUCCAAGCCGAGACAGAACAGAAAAACCGUGACUUGACGAAGAAGGUGGAAGAUCUGGGAAAACAGUUGGAACAUGCCAAUGAAAGAAAUGAGCAAACAGAAUUAAAGUUAGAAGAGAAUAAAACAAAAUGUGCUGUCUCGGAGCGCAAGUGCGAUGAAUUCUUCAAACAAGUCGAAGAACUACGCCGUGAACUGCGAGACAAAGAAAAUAGGAUUCAAAUAAUGACUGAUUCCGUAAGUAUCAUUAUAUCAGUAAUAUUCUCAUGCAGUGUUACGGCUAACUGUGCAUAUAUAGUGCUGCCUCGUUCCUUCAAAAACACGUUUCGUAUAUACUAAACUGCAGUAGCUAACAAUUAAACGAAAGACAAAAACAACAAAUUUGAAUCUUAAAAUUUUAUUUCAUCGCUACACAGUGUUUCACGUACAGCGUACGGUCAUCAGGCGAUUGAUGUCACAGAGUAGGUAAGACAUACAGAGACGUAACUGACCGUUGUAAACACUGCGGAAGAUUACGUUAUCAUGUACCCACUUUUUUUCAGGCGACUGGGCGAAAAAUGAUCAACUGCGCGUGCUCAGCAAGUUUAAAGUGAGUCGUCAUCAGGUCGUCAUCCAAUCAGAUGCAUGCAUGCAUCUAGUAACUUGCCGAGCAAGCGCACAAAAAAAGUGGGUACACUAGUUACGUCUCUGUAUGUCUCUACUCUGUGUUGAUGUUAAUUAUCUCGCAAUAAAUUACAACGGUUUACGCAAGCAUUUAAAUGAUUGUGUUUACUUGCGUGCGCGCGUUUGAAAUUAGAAGCUUUAUAACUGUUCCUAUACCUACAUUUGCUAAACAAUUCAGAUCUAAUAUUCAAUGUAUUAUUUUGUCCGAUAACAUAAUCAUUCUUUUUUCUUCGGUGCACAGAGAACAAACUUUCAUUCCUGGGCAAACGGCUGGAACUUGCUUCAUGACCGACCAUUUUAUUCGGAAUGAUUUAUUCUGCGAUUUAAGAUCCCAAGCAUAUUUCGAAAGUUCCGUCUCUGUCGAAUAGCACUCAUUGUUCAAUGAUUUCAAAUGAUUGCUAUAUCUUAGCUUGAAAGGACCCGCCGUCAUUCCUAUAUAAUUCUUGACCUCUUUCCCAUUGUCGCUUGUAACACUGUGUAGCGAUGAAAUAAAAUUUUAAGAUUGAAAUUUGUUGUUUUUGUCUUUGUAUUUGCUCUACUGAUUUAUUGGUGUUGAGCACUCCAGUUCACUUCGCACAAAUUCAAUAUUGAAUAUAUAUAUAUAUAUAUAUAUAUAUAUAUAUAUAUAUAUAUAUAUAUAUAUAUAUAUAUAUAUAUAUAUAUAUAUAUAUAUAUAUAUAUAUAUAGAGAGAGAUAUAUAUAUAUAUAUAUAUAUAUAUAUAUAUAUAUAUAUAUAUAUAUAUAUAUAUAUAUAUAUAUAUAUAUAUAUAUAUAUAUAUAUAUAUGAACUGAACUUGUAAUAACAGUUGCCUGAAGAUUGCAAAAUUGCAUGAAACUCUGAGUAGCAACAUGUACAAUUUUUAAGAUGAAAUAAAUUGAUAAGUAGGUAUAUAGUUUGUUUGAUAAGUAAUUUGGAAGUCUACAUUUCUGGGAUUAUUGAUUUCACGAGAGUGAAAAGUAAAGUCCCCGUAAGGAUGUGGAGUAUGAUGGAGAGUUGAAAGGUAUAUUAGCAUAGCUUUCGAGUUAAGACCAUGUGCUUUCAUUUUGUUCCAGGUUCAGGAAGACCGAGCAAUAAGAGAACGCAAUGAAGUUGUCAUUAAUUUACAGCUUAUGAUGGUAAGUUUGUCAAGGUUCUGCUGGGCUUUGUGUGUUGUUUUUGUUGUGCUGUGUCGAUUUUGUUAAACAACCUCGACCUGGAGAACUAAGUCAUGCAUUCAUAUUUACCGGGGCGCGCAAACGAAUUUACUUUAUGAUUGUGGAAGUUUUGUUACAAAACAGAAUCUGGUUGAGCAUUGGCACUUUAUACGCUACAAUGUGGUUGAUCAUGCGCUCGUUUUCAUUUAAUGCCCCACAAGUGAAACAGCAUAUAUUGCUGUAUUAGUUCUCUGAGUAUGGCCGUGCGAGAUAUUUGGCAGUUGAUCCAGCUAGUCCUCGGACACCAGAUGAUAGACGCUCUGACGCAUUUACUCAUUCAGUGGAUGGUGGAUUCCGUCGGGCCUCAGGCAUGGCUGGUAGUAUAUCUUUCUCGUAUAGGGACGUACCACGUUUAUCUACACGCUUGUAGUAAUUUUAUUCAUUAGAAAUAGCUUUAAAGAAUACCUCUACACUCUGUUAAACUUUGCGGCUCUCUUCGUGUUUUGCGAAACGGCAUCUUGGUUUAUUACCAAAAUAUUUGCUCGUCUGUAUCUACCGGAAUGAAACGGGAAGCCAUUUUGUUGUUUUUUUGUUUGGAGGGGAAUAGUGCAAGGAUAGCCGAUAUCAAACAAAACCAACACAUGCAGUUAUGAACUAAAUACAUUUAUUAUUUUAAAUGUAGAAAAUUAUUAUAUUUUGUCUUUAUAUGUAGGCAAGACGUGCUUUAGAGAUUGGGCAACCGAUUGUCUUACGUGAUGAG
Paramuricea clavata is the source of this 7055-nucleotide messenger RNA. Lineage: Eukaryota; Metazoa; Cnidaria; Anthozoa; Malacalcyonacea; Plexauridae. The record is from the annotation of a GenBank genome assembly.